CUAUUUAGGGUUUAAGGUUUAAUUCAUCCCCAUUACUUAUUAUACACGCAACACUUAACUUAAAACCUUACAAGAAAACUCACAAGUCACAAACACAACAAAUCUGAGAGAUUGUUACUUAUUAUUCACGCAAACAACCAAUUAUAACCCAGCUCGGUGAUUGCAAAAUUCCAUUAACACAAAAAAAAAGAUAUGAGAUAGAUGGAAGAAGAGCUCAAAACGUUCAUCAAAGCUUGGGCCUGUGCAAUAAUCUCAGUAUCUUAUUGUUACUACGUAUCACAAAAAAUCAAAGCUGGUGUUUAUAGAUUAAUCUGUUUUGUUCCCGUAUGUGCUCUGUUUAUUGUUCUUCCUCUGUUUUUCUCAUCUGCGCAUUUCUCAUUCAUCACAUCGACUUUCUUCACAUCCAUUGCCAAUUUGAAGCUCAUACUCUUUGCUUUUGAUAAAAGUAAUCUUUUCCCAACUCCCCCAAAUCUCAUCCAAUUCCUCUGCUUCAUUUGUCUACCCAUCCACCCGCAACGAAACCCUAAAUCUCAAGAUCCUUUUCCCAAAUGGGUUUUUGCUGUCAAAGUCUUAGUCUUUGGAGUUGUUUUACAUGUGUAUAGUCACAUAGAGUAUUUGCAACCGAUUCUGCUAUUGGGUCUCUAUCCUCUGCAUACAUACCUAUCACUUGAGAUUCCCUUAACGCUCCUCAAAGAUUUGCUCACUAUCACUCUUGGGUUCGACCUUGAGCCAAUUUUCAACGAACCAUAUUUAGCCACCUCGCUUCAAGAAUUUUGGGGUCGUCGGUGGAAUCUUCUGGUCUCAGCUAUUCUCCGGUCAAGCGUCUUUAUCCCUGUAAGGCGAGUAUGCAGCCACAUAAUGAACACCAAACGGGCUAUAAUUGUUGGUGUUUUGGCGUCGUUCCUCGUCUCCGGUUUGCUUCAUGAGUUAGUUUUCUUCUAUGUAACCCGUCAAGCGCCUACAUGGGAGGUUACUUGGUACUUUGUGUUACAUGGAGUUUGCACGGUGGUUGAAGUUAUUGUGAAGAGGGAAACGUCCGUGGGGCAAUGGGUGGUGAGACCGGCUGUUUCACGACUGCUCACGGUGGGUUUUGUGGUUUUGAGCGCUGGUUGCUUGUUUUUCCCUCAGUUCAAACGGAGCGGCGCGAUGGAGAGAUUCGCCGGUGAAUCUUUGUUGUUCACUGAUUUCAAGCAUGACUUAUUUAUUUUCUUGGGAGUCGUGGAAUCAUGAUAUUUUGGAAAAUAAUAAACAUGCUGAUUCUCUAUCCUUUUCAAAUUAUGGAUUUUUUCA
Molecule: messenger RNA, 1290 nt
Organism: Arabidopsis lyrata subsp. lyrata
Lineage: Eukaryota; Viridiplantae; Streptophyta; Magnoliopsida; Brassicales; Brassicaceae
Product: probable long-chain-alcohol O-fatty-acyltransferase 5
Exons: 1
Coding region: 202-1230 (342 amino acids)
Biological process (GO): lipid metabolic process
Source: RefSeq, a predicted model, not a curated record